AUGACUACUACUAUGCACCACCCCUCACCGCAGCCGGGCCUUGGCUCAUUCGCCAUCUACGAAGACCCACAGGAUCGCGAACCCAUGUCACCCUCGGAACUCUUCGAGGGCAGUGACUCGUACCACUCGGAACGCUCGUUCCCAAUGGCCCACGACCUUGUACAUAGCAUUGAGCUGCAGCAACAGGAGCCCGACGACGAACCACAGCCCUACCGCAGCUCAUACACAUCACGCCCCGGAUCACAACAACGAAUGAUGUCAAAUUACAGCUUCGUCUCGGCUAUCCCCUCAGAAUCCUCGAUAGCUUCCAAGCCUGUCUUGCCUGCCAAUGAAGCUGGUGCACGAGCGCGAAAGGAACGCCCGCGCUUCCGGAAUACAGAGUCUGUUCGCGCUAUGCAGAUGUCGUCGCCUCCACCAAUGCUCGCACAUCAAACUUCACAGGAACGGCUGAAGGGAUCCUUCAAGCUGGCUACACCCAGCAGAAGCGGAAGAUCCGAGUCCGACGUAACAAGACAGUCUACCGGGUCACGCAGAAGGAGCAUACGGGAGCCUCACAGUCCGAGACCUACCCCCACACCGCAACAGGCACCGCUUGUCUUGUUACAUGUCACCAUUCUGCCCAUGCAGGUACCAUACUCGCACGACAUCAUGGCUAGGAUCAUGCCGGAUUGGCUAGUGGAAAACUACAAGCUGUUGGAGGAGAAGCUACAGGAUAUCAUUCUGAUGCGACGUGGCCUUCUCAUCCCGCAUCCUCGGGAUGAAUACGACCUGCUUGAGGAACGCAUCCUGGAGAGCUUGGAGCUGAAGACACCCCGAUUGCUUCCGUGCGGUCACUUUGUACCACCUGAGGACGAGGACGACCGGGAAGACGAAGACGACGUCGCCAGCGUCGGCGAUGAGAACACUGGCCGGGGCAGUCGUAUGAGUGGAGGCACCUUGACCGAAGGAAGCAACACUUCGGCCAACGGUGACCACAGCAUGUGCAUAGACUGCCACCGUGAACUCAAGAAGCCUGGCAAGGGUAUCGGUGCAGGUACACGGAAAUGGGACAUCAAGAUCUACGCCGCCAACGGUCUGAUGCGAUCUGCCGCAUGGCAAGCAUGCUGGAAUGACAUGGAGAGAUGUGAUGUCGAGAUACACCCCUGGAUCCCCGAAGAAGUCCGCAAGACCCUAGAGCGCCGGGCUCAAGAAGAGCAAGAAGCAGACAAGCGCAAGCAGCUAUACACGGUGGAACUCCAACGUCAAAUUCAAGAAGCCGCAGCCAAAACAAAGAUUCUAGAAGAGGAAGCCAACGAGAAGAAGCGUAAAGAAGAAGCCGAACUACAAAAAUCCUUCGAGGAGGCCGCCGCUGCUCUACAAAAAAGUAUCGAGGAGAAGGCGGCCGAAAAGAAGAAGUUUGAAGAAGAUCUUCAGGCCAAACUCAACGAAGCGAAAGAAGCUGUCCGUCUCGAGCUCGAAGCUAAAGCAAUCGCCGAAUCUGACGCAGUAGCCCAACGCCUCCGCGCCCUUGAGUCUGCUAUCAAGGAACAAGAGAAGGCUGAGGCUGAAGCCUCUCACCGCCUUCGAUCGGAUCAGAUCCCUCUAAGCACGCUGCUGAAGAACUAUGCCAUCCUUCUUCUGAGCGACAAGCGCAACUUCGUUAUUCUGCUGUUGACUGUCGCUGUCGCAUAUCUCGCGAUGGGUAUGCGGGCUGCUCAACAACAAUCGCCAUUGUCGUCGCAGAUGCUCGAGCUACCUACCGAGGUUGCUGCCCAGAUGCCGAAUCCUGUUACGGCGACUAUGACUGCUACGGCUUACUCUACUUUCACAGUCACUAAGUUCCAGACGCCUACUACUAUCCCGGUUCUUGCUGUUGCGGACCCGGAAAUUGAAGUUGUUGAGGCUGAGGCUGAGGUCGUUCUUAACGAGAAGGCUGUUGAGGAAGUAUCUACCAGCCCUGUAGCAGAGCUUCCUCUUGCGGAAGAGUCUGCUCCCACCACCAUGGGAGACAACAUCGUCGUCGACCAAACACCAACUGAAGCUUCCUCCUGCGCUCUGGAGGCAGUUUUCCCAGCCUCGCUUGCCUUUUGCGCCGCAUCGGCUUAG
Messenger RNA from Alternaria burnsii, 2085 nucleotides. RefSeq lists its product as uncharacterized. The coding region runs from base 1 to 2085 and encodes 694 amino acids. Lineage: Eukaryota; Fungi; Ascomycota; Dothideomycetes; Pleosporales; Pleosporaceae. The transcript has a single exon. The record is from RefSeq and is a predicted model, not a curated record.